UCUAAAAGGAGAGAAGCCUUCAGGGAAGUGAAGAGGAAAGAUGGGAGGGGCAGCUUGACAACUUGAAAGGCUAAGAUUGGUUUUGCCCAGGGCAUCACAAAAGCGCACUGUUGCUCAACCCAGCUCUGUGCCCUCGGAGUAACACAACCCUGUCCCUCCCAGUCCCAGCUGUAUAAACUCCCCAGAGGACAGGUGGCUUCUGGCUCAGGUUCCUGAAAGCUGAGGCGAUUCCACUUUGCGGCACCAUGUCUCUCUUGGCUCUUUCCUUCCUGUUGGCUCUGUUGGCUACAGGUGAUGCUAUCUACUGCUUCAACUGCACCAGCACUGAAGGUUACAACUGCAGUACAACCCCACAAAAAUGCACUGACACAGUCAACAGCUGCAUCACCAUUGCCCGGGAUGAAGACACAGGGUCCCAGGACAUAGAGAACCCAACUUAUGAAAAGAAAUGCAACUCGGACGAUCGCCUCUGUAACAAGUUCUAUGGGCUGGUGGCGGGGGAUUUUCGCAUGCGCUGGAACUCCAGUUGCUGCCGGGCCGACCGCUGUAAUGUCAACAAAGUAAUUGUACAAAAAGCGUCACAGCAGCCUAACGGCAUUCGUUGCAAUUCUUGCUUUGUCUUUGGCUCUGAUAUUUGUCUGAACAACACGGAGUUAGCCUGCACUGGGACUCUGACACAGUGCAUGCACUUUGCUACCACUGCCAAAAACGAGGAAUCCAAGCACCAACAGGUUGCCUUCACAGGAUGCGCCACCAAGACCAUGUGCGAAAUGGGAGCCGAAGUGCUGUUUGUUGCUGGCCGCAAUGUCAAAGUCAAGGUCAACCUGUGCAGCAGUGCACCAGGAGUCACCUCCCAAUAUAGUCUGGCGCUGUCUGUCCUGGCAGGGUUACUCUUUCUUGCCCGUUGGUCUUGAUUCUUUUUAUAUCUUCCCUCCCACAACUUCUGUUGGUCCUCUCCUGUUUUUUCUUCUGCUCCUGUAAGUUUUCCUUCAGUUCUCCACCCCAGACAUCCAUUCCAGCCAGGAACGGGAGAGGAAUUCAAUCCAUUUUGCAUUUAGAGGUGAACCUACUUGAUUUGCAAAUUCCAAAACAAUAAGCACACCAAAACACAGCCAUUCUGCGAGCUUUUGCACUUCUCUGAAUUUUGCAGUGAAGUUCUCCAGCCCAGUAAUGUGUUAAUACAUGCGCUCAGGUAAAAUGUGCAUAAAAUGCACCUAUUCGUAAAAACAUCAGUCAAAAUGCAUCACGUAAGGGAAAAUUGCUUUGCAAAAAUUUGUACGUUAUGCAGAAUUGCAGACAAACGGGGGUCUAUUUGGAUGAAAUAUGCAAUAAAAUGUAGCUGAAUUUUCACAAGGCCUUUUUAAAAACAACAGCAAUGAACUGAUGUGAAGAACUGAACUUAAGGCUGGAAAAAUGAGAAAUGAAGAGAAACUGAAACCGACAUAUUUGCUCACCCCUACUUAUAUCUCCCCUCUUGGAAUAUUUCUGCAUGUUGCCCUACAUCUUUCACUGAUGCUAUGGACUGAGUACGGUCAGAAAGCUCUUCACAGCCCCACAACGUCUGCCAAUGUUGACUUCAACCUAAGCCCACCACACCUUGAAGGAAGGAGCUUUGUAUUGUAUCCAGGCCUUCUCCACCUAUCCCCUGUAUGUAGGGUGUAUUGCUAAUGACUAUUGGGGGGGGGAGACCUUAGUCCUACGGAAGGUCAACAAACUCAUCUCAUAUAUCAGAGCCAUCACCAGUGUGAUGAACAGAGCAUAGGACAUGGACCAAGGUUACCCAUAGGCACCUGACUGGCCACUGUGAGAAAAGGACACUGGAGUAGAUGACCCCUUGUCCUGACCCAGCAGGGGCUUUUCUUAUAAGACCUGGGUUCAAAUCCCUGCACAGCCAUGGAACUCACAAUGUGACUUUGGGCCAGUCACUUGCUCUCAGAGUUGCUAUACCAAUAACAUGAAGGGGAAAAGGGCCUCUUGAGAAACCUUUGGAGGAAGGGUAGAAUCUCUGGUUGGUUCAGUUAGGUAUAGACUUUGGAUUUAAUGGAAAUGUUUAUCAUUUCACUCACCACAUUUUAAAGUCAGUCAAUUCUACUUUGUUUGGGAACCCUGCUGCUCAUUUUACUGCAUGAGGCCCCGGGCUUCUUCCCCAAAUGUCUUGCCCUGAUGGCAUCACUGGGUGGGGCAAAUAUUGAAAAUCAAUAUGUGCAGCCAACGAAGUGCAAAACUAUAAAAGUGGGUUAGAUUCCACUUAGUACUAGAUUCCCAUGAGAAAAGUGGUGCAUGCUCUGUGCCCCUCCUUCCCCCAGACAAAAUGUUAGUAACAAGGAAAUAAAAGAAAUUGGCCAAUCAGGUGGAUAUAUAU
Podarcis raffonei (Aeolian wall lizard) is the source of this 2362-nucleotide messenger RNA. RefSeq names its product phospholipase A2 inhibitor gamma subunit B-like. Lineage: Eukaryota; Metazoa; Chordata; Lepidosauria; Squamata; Lacertidae. The transcript has 5 exons. Bases 246 to 914 code for a protein of 222 amino acids. The record is from RefSeq and is a predicted model, not a curated record.